AUGCUGAGAAUGGAUGCAGGAGGCCAUGCAGAGAGCCAUGCAGAGAGCCAUGUGGGGAGGCAUGCAGAGAGCCAUUCUCGGCGCUCGCUGUAUGAGCCUGACGGGGCCUUGAGGUCACGGCACCACCGGCUGUUCAACUCGUGCUGGAGCGUGCAUGAAAGGCGCUACUAUCAGCCUGCGGCAUCCGCCAGCACGCCAAUGACUGAAGAGCUGGCUGAGCGGCUGAAGGCGUAUGCAGAGAGGCAGGCGCGGUGCAUCAACGGCGUGAAGGACUGGCCUGCUUUCCUCUCCAAUCCCUGCUCUCCCUCGUCUCUUCCUUCACCUACGCCCUGCUCACCCAUCGCACGCUCAUCAUCAACACACUUUUCUCACCACCAUGCCCGCACGCCCACUCUUUCCCCACUUUCCCCACUUUCCCCUCUUUCCACUGUCUUUCCCCUCGUCCCUUGUCCAGGUCUGGGCAACCAGCUGCUCGCCCUCGUCUCCUCCUUCACCUACGCCCUUCUCAACAACCGCACGCUUAUCAUCAACCCACACGCGCAGGCAGCCCUCUUCCUCUGCGACCCCUUUGCAUUCACCCCCACCCCGUCUACUUGGAUGCCCAUGGACUCACCCACCUUUGCGUGA
Closterium sp. NIES-65 is the source of this 627-nucleotide messenger RNA. Lineage: Eukaryota; Viridiplantae; Streptophyta; Zygnematophyceae; Desmidiales; Closteriaceae. The record is from the annotation of a GenBank genome assembly.